AACAGCCGAACCAACCUACUUCCCACCGCUUAAUAACUUCUUCUCUCUCAAUAGAAAAAAGAUAAUUUUACAACUACAAACAAAAACACUGGAAAACCCCCCCAACUGAUCUUCCGCAAUAAUUGACACCUCUCUCUGAUAUUCUCUCCGGCCAAGGACUUGUUUGGAUCGAAGACCAACAACACCAAGAACACCAUGGUUGAAACCAGGCGCAGCUCCUCCUCUUCCAAACGCCCCCACUCGUCACCUGCUCCUCCUCCCCCCAACGUCAAACGAUCCAAGGCGUCUGAGGCGUCGUCGUCAACCAAUGAUGUUCAGAGCGGUCCGUCUGUGGAGAACUUGGCUCCGGUUAAGGAAUCCGGUUGUGAACCUCGAGACCUGGAGCUGCAAUCCCCUGAUCUGCUGAACACCGGUUCUCCAAAGCCGGUUGACGCAUGCGAUGCAGAUAAAUGUGUGGAUUUCGGUGUCGAAGGCGAGGCCUUGGUGUCGCCACUGUCGUUAGGUGAAGCCGACGUUGAUGCCGAGAACUCGAAGGUUGGCGUCAGUUCGCUUCGGCCGAAGAAGCGCCUGACAAAACUGGCGAAAUCGAGUCCCAAAGUCGCGUGGGGAAAGCUUCUUUCCCAAUGCUCUCAGAAUCCUCACCAGCCAAUGUUUGAUACUACUUUCACUGUUGGUCAAGGCCGUCAAUGCAAUUUGUGGCUUAAAGAUCCAUCUGUUAGUACUAAUUUGUGUAGAUUGAGGCACAUAGAGCGUGAAGGUUCAUCUGUUACAUUACUGGAAAUCACAGGGGGCAAAGGUGCCGUCCAAGUAAAUGGCAAGAUCUAUAGAAAAAGUUCCAGUGUUAUCUUGAGUGGAGGCGAUGAGGUGGUCUUCAGUUCUUCUGGAAAGCAUGCUUAUAUCUUUCAGCAGCUUGUUAAUGAUAAUUUAGCUGCUCCUGGUAUACCUCCUGUAAGCAUAUUAGAAGCGCAUAGUGCUCCAAUCAAGGGUAUACAUCUCGAGGCAAGAUCUGGGGACCCCUCAGCUGUUGCUGGAGCAUCAAUUUUAGCAUCUUUGUCAAAUCUACCAAAAGAGUUAUCCUUACUUCAGGCACCUGCUAAAACUGGUGAGAAUGUGGAGCAAAAUACUGAGAUGUCCAUGUUACCUUCUGGCUGCGGAGGGCUAGAUGAUCACUCUCUAGACAUUGAUUUGAAGGAUAGUGUUAAUGAUAAUGAUCUUUCUGGCGUUUCUUCAAGAGAGAAAAUUGUUGCUCCAUCCCCAGAUGCUGCCAAUCAAAAGGCAAAUCUUGGUAAUCUUGGAUUGGAUCCUUGUAUGGACACAGACAUUGGAAAGGUCCCUACAGCAAAUUAUGAAUUAAGGCCGCUCUUGCGAAUGCUUGCUGGUUCAUCUUCUUCAGAUUUUGAUUUAAGUGGCAGUAUCUCUAAAAUACUUGAUGACCAAAGGGAAAUGAGAGAACUCCUUAGGGAUUUUGAUCCUCCAUCCAUUUUGAUAUCAACUAGGAGGCAAGCAUACAAGGAUAGUUUACAACAAGGAAUUCUCAAUCCUGACAACAUUGAAGUCUCAUUUGAAAGUUUCCCAUAUUACUUAAGUGAUACGACAAAGGAUGUUUUGAUUGCUUCAACAUAUGUUCAUUUGAAAUGUGAUAAAUUUGUGAAGUAUGCCUCAGACCUACCUACCGUGUCUCCGCGAAUAUUAUUAUCUGGUCCCUCAGGUUCGGAGAUAUAUCAGGAGACUCUGGCAAAGGCUCUUGCCAAACAUUUUGGUGCUAGAAUGCUGAUUGUUGAUUCUCUUCUGUUGCCUGGUGGACCAACACCUAAAGAUUCUGAGUCUGUAAGAGAAGCUUCGAGGCCCGAACGAGCAUCAAUUUUUGCUAAAAGAGCUUUGUUACAGCACAAGAAACCGGCUUCUAGUGUUGAGGCUGAUAUUACUGGUGGAUCCACAUUAUGCUCUCAGGCUAUGCCAAAGCAGGAGGCAUCUACUGCAUCAUCAAAAAGCACUACACUCAAAGAAGGUGAUAGAGUAAAAUUCGUGGGUACCUUACCUUCUGGAGUUUCACCGCUGCAAAAUUGUCCGUUAAGGGGACCAACAGCUGGUUCUCGAGGCAAAGUUGUCCUUCCUUUUGAAGAAAAUGGUAAUUCAAAAAUUGGGGUUAGAUUUGAUAAAUCAAUUCCAGAUGGCAACAAUCUUGGUGGCCUUUGUGAAGAUGAUCAUGGUUUCUUUUGUUCUGCCAAUAAUUUACAACGCUUAGAUGGUUUUGGAGGUGAUGAUAUCGACAAACUUGCUAUUAAUGAUAUCUUUGAGGUCACAUCAAAAGAAAGUAAAAUUGCUCCAUUAAUAUUGUUCGUGAAAGACAUAGAAAAGGCCAUGGUGGGUAGUUCAGAUUCAUAUACAGUCUUAAAGAUUAAGCUUGAAAAUUUGCCGAAGAAUGUCGUUAUAAUUGGCUCCCAUACCCAGAUGGACAGUCGCAAAGAGAAGGCCCAUCCUGGUGGACUUCUAUUUACAAAGUUUGGAAGCAACCAGACUGCUUUGCUUGAUCUUGCUUUUCCGGAUAACUUUGGUAGACUGCAUGAUAGGAGCAAGGAAACGCCAAAAGCAAUGAAACAACUCACUCGGCUUUUCCCUAACAAAGUGAUAAUACAGCUGCCUCAGGAUGAAGCAUUACUUUCGGACUGGAAACAGCAGUUGGAGCGUGAUGUUGAAACUUUGAAAGCUCAAUCAAAUAUUGUCAGCAUUCGCUUGGUUCUCAACCGAAUUGGCUUGGAUUGCCCUGACCUUGAAACCUUGUGUAUUAAAGAUCAAGCCCUUACUACUGAAAGUGUGGAGAAAACAGUAGGAUGGGCUCUAAGUCACCAUUUUAUGCAUCAUACUGAAGCGUCAGUUAAAGAUGCUAAACUCGUCAUUUCUGCUGAAAGCAUGAGCUAUGGGCUGAACAUUCUGCAAAGCAUUCAAAACGAAAGCAAGAGCUUGAAGAAGUCACUGAAGGAUGUGGUAACCGAGAAUGAAUUUGAGAAGAAGCUUCUCGCUGAUGUUAUUCCUCCCAGCGACAUUGGGGUUACUUUUGAUGAUAUUGGGGCUUUAGAAAAUGUAAAGGAUACGUUGAAGGAAUUGGUGAUGCUUCCUCUUCAGAGGCCUGAAUUAUUUUGUAAAGGGCAGUUGACUAAGCCUUGCAAGGGAAUAUUGCUCUUUGGCCCGCCAGGUACUGGGAAAACAAUGCUUGCAAAGGCAGUGGCAACUGAGGCCGGUGCAAACUUUAUCAAUAUAUCUAUGUCAAGCAUCACUUCCAAGUGGUUUGGUGAAGGGGAGAAGUAUGUCAAAGCAGUUUUCUCUCUAGCGAGUAAAAUUGCUCCCAGUGUUGUUUUCGUUGAUGAGGUUGAUAGCAUGCUAGGAAGACGUGAAAAUCCAGGAGAGCAUGAGGCUAUGCGUAAAAUGAAGAAUGAGUUUAUGGUGAAUUGGGAUGGUCUGCGUACAAAAGAUAAGGAGCGUGUGCUGGUUCUUGCUGCUACUAAUAGGCCUUUUGACCUUGAUGAGGCUGUUAUUAGGAGGCUUCCGCGAAGAUUGAUGGUCAAUUUGCCAGAUGCCCCAAAUAGAGAAAAAAUUCUUAGAGUUGUUUUAGCCAAGGAAGAGUUGGUGCCCGAUGUUGAUUUGGAAGCAAUUGCAAAUAUGACUGAUGGCUAUUCUGGGAGUGACCUAAAGAAUCUUUGUGUGACUGCAGCACACUGUCCCAUUAGAGAAAUUUUGGUGAAGGAAAAGAAGGAGAAAAAUGCAGCGUUGGCUGAUAACAGACCUUUACCUGCAUUGCAUAGCAGUGUUGAUAUUCGUCCCCUAAAGAUGGAGGAUUUUAAAUAUGCGCAUGAGCAGGUUUGCGCAAGUGUGUCAUCAGAGUCUACAAACAUGAACGAACUCCUGCAAUGGAAUGACCUAUAUGGAGAAGGUGGAUCAAGGAAGAAGAGAUCUCUAAGCUAUUUCAUGUAGAGGUGAUAUCUUUGUGUAUAGCAUUUCUUUUUAGAUUAUUCUUCGUCACCCUAAAGAGUGGCAAGAUUAGGGACCAUUAUUUAUGGAAAUUCCAUUGCAGGUCCUUACCCCGAUUGUAUUAUAUAUAGGUUUUUCUUUUGCCUUUUCUUUUUCCAUUGUUUUUUCAAUCUUUACUUUCGCUUUUUAUUAGGAGUUUUACAAUUUCCCCAAGCAGAGUUAAUUCAACUGUAGCAUCUUUUUUGUUACUUCGGGCCUUUCUGCCUGUACAUGCUUAAUGAACAAAGCAUACUUAAUCCAGUCAAUUUCUCCUCUUAAACAAGUUGUAAGUGUAGCAUAAUAAAUUGCAAAAAAAAAUUAAGUGUAUAUUGAUCAUGUCAA
Molecule: messenger RNA, 4347 nt
Organism: Alnus glutinosa
Lineage: Eukaryota; Viridiplantae; Streptophyta; Magnoliopsida; Fagales; Betulaceae
Exons: 27
Coding region: 196-3969 (1257 amino acids)
Cellular component (GO): mitochondrial outer membrane
Molecular function (GO): ATP hydrolysis activity; protein binding; ATP binding
Source: RefSeq, a predicted model, not a curated record